Molecule: messenger RNA, 3381 nt
Organism: Lepisosteus oculatus (spotted gar)
Lineage: Eukaryota; Metazoa; Chordata; Actinopteri; Semionotiformes; Lepisosteidae
Product: interleukin-6 receptor subunit beta-like
Biological process (GO): cytokine-mediated signaling pathway
Cellular component (GO): external side of plasma membrane; signaling receptor complex
Molecular function (GO): cytokine binding; cytokine receptor activity
Source: RefSeq, a predicted model, not a curated record
AAUUUUUUUCACCUUGAGUCUGUGCUUGCUUUCCAAACACUGGCAUUUCGAAACUUCCGAUCAGGCUAAUGACAGUUAGCUGCCUAUUUUGUCUUAGACUGGUUUACAGAGCACACACGAGGUUUCGGUUUUGUUGCUUCACUCCCAUAACUCAUGUAAGUAGUAUUUUUGGACUGUGGCGCUGAGGAAACAUUCAACGCUGAGCAAUCACAGACUCCAGUAUUCCCGAUACUUGGUAGCGCUAUAUCUAAAAUCAUUUUUAGAUUUGACUGGUAAAAUACCUGAGGUACAACCGAAUAUCAACAUCUCGGAAUUUUUCCCCACCUAUCAGGAAUGCGAUAGAAGUCUGUUUAAGUUGCAGUGGAGCUGGAGGCUAUCCUGGCAAGCAACGCACCACGUGUGAGAGUGACAAUGUCUGGUGUAUUGUUAGUGGUGCUUUUGGUAUUUACCAUAGUGUGUAAAGGUUACGAUGAAGCUUGCACAGUUCACCCUAAAGAUCCAGUUAUUAAGAUGGGGUCCGAUAUCCAGAUUUUCUUCACAGCCCCCCUCAGGAGUCCGUGCAGGAAUAUUUCUUCUUUUAACCCUGAUCAGCUGUUCUGGAAACUAAAUGAUGAACGGAUUCCUGAAGACCAGUAUUCUGCCAUCAAUUCAACUGUUUUUGCUGUUCACAUUAGGAAUUUUACACGCCGGUCUGGGUUUGUUAUGUGUUAUAUGAAUGUCGAUGGAAGGGACACAGUUUUUGGAGGAACACACAUAAAAGCAGGAUUGCCCCCGCAAAAACCCACAAAUAUUUCCUGUGUUUUAUUUUUCUCCACGGCUUUUACUUGUUACUGGGACGUUGGAAGAAAUACCUUCUUAUAUACAACUUACACACUUAUCAGAGAAGUACUCAAUGAAAAUGAAACAUGCCAGAGCAAAACAAAUGAAUGCACUUUUGGAGAUGGCAAUGUGUAUCAUUUUGAUGUCCAUACAGUUGUCAUUAAAGCAGAAAAUGUCUUGGGCAAAGUCUACUCAGAAAAACAGCAUUUGGAUCCCAUGACAGUAGUGAAGACCAGCCCCCCUGAAGGUGUUGUAAUAACUCCUAUGUUGAAGAAAGUUAUAAGAGUAAAGUGGAAAACUGCACAUGAACUACGAGGUCAUUCUUACCUGACAUUAAUCUGUCAAGUAAAGAGCCAAGAAAGUGACUCUAACACAACGGUUAUUCAUACUGUCACAAAUGGUUGGACAGAAAUGCUUGAUAUACAAGAUGUGAAGCUCUGUACCAGCUACAUUGUUUCAGUUCAGUGUUCAUUAAAUGGUUCAAUUUAUUGGAGUGACUGGAGUAAGGAAUCAACUGCACUUUCCUUGAUGGACGUGGAAUUUGUACAGCUACACCUCUGGAGAAAAAUUAAGGCUCCAACUUCAGAGGGAGACAGAGCCGUUUUGCUAAUGUGGAAGGGACUCCAGCCUUCAGAUGGCUGUGAUCUGGUGCAAGGAUACAAACUUACCAUUGAGGAAAUGAAUGGCCAAGUGGAAACCAUUACUUUCAGUUUAUCUAACAUGAGAACAUUGAGGAAUGUCAGUAAGAAAGCUCAUGAACUACGAAUUGUUGCUUAUAGCAGUAAUAGCACAACUUCUGAAGCUGCAGUUACAAUUCCUGCUCUGGGAGAAGCUCUUCCACCAGUUGUAGGAGUACAAGCAUAUCCCCACAGUGGUCAGAUAUUUGUGAGCUGGAAUUCUUCUGACAUCCCAGUGAAUAAAUAUGUGAUUGACUGGUCUGUUGAUUGGAGUAAUUAUGAUUGGGAAGAAACAAAAGCUACAAAUAUUUCAAUUAAAGAUAAACUUGAGCGUUUCAGGCUUUACAGUAUAGCAGUUACCCCAAUUUAUGAUGAAGGACCAGGACAAGAAGCCAUCAUACAUACAUAUCUAGAAGAAGGAGAGCCGGGAAAAAUCCCUCUAGUUAAAGCAUUAGAUAUAAAAGCAACUGAAGCAGCCAUAAAGUGGACUGAGGUUCCAGAGAAUGAACGUCGCGGUUUCAUUAGGAACUACACAGUGUUCUACAGGAAGGAAGAAGGCCCAGAACUUUCAAUCACAGUUAGCAGCGACAUUCUAGAACACCACCUGAGUCACCUGGAGCCCAACACCAAGUACACCUUGCAUGUUAUGGCCAGCACUAAUGCGGGUGGAUCCAACAGCAGCACGGUUGUCUUUAGAACACUCAAGUAUGAUUCAUCUUUCAUUAAAGCAAUAUCUGUUAUUGGUGGAUUAGGCAUUCUCCUAAUGGUUGCCAUGGGGAUUUCUUGCUUUAUUUUGGUAAGAAAAAUCCUCUUUCCUGAAGUGCCAAGUCCUAGAAUUAGCAGCAUUGGUGUCUGGCCUCUUGAAUGUUCUCCCAAGGACCAUUUGAGCAACGAGCCAGAAAAUGUUGAGAAUAAGUUUCAUGUCAUUGAACGCAUCACCUGCAAUGGGAAUUCUGAACCAACUGGAAAAAUGAUAGUCCAUCCACCUGACAUUGACCUCAGCAGCGAUGAAGAUGAAGCAGUCAUUUCGGAAGACAGUGUGUCAAAAAGGAGUGAGUCAGGGUCUCCUGAGAACAGGGAAGAAGUGAGGAGUAUUGACAGCACUCCAGGAAGUGAAGCAGCCGAAGACACUCCAUUAAUCAACCCUUAUCUGAAGAAUGCCUCCAAAACAAGGGAAUUUUUAGGCAAUUCUCAGAAUUCAAAAGAACAAACACCUUGUAAACCAGAGCAAAACAAUAAUGGACAGGCUUAUGUUACUGUUGACAUGUUUUCAGAGAAUGUGGACAAUAAAAGAAUAUAUUAAUUGCAAUUAAACAAAAUCAGUGAAAUUGGACAUUAAGAUGGUGCAUAUUAAUAACUUUUAAACAUGGCAUUGUUUACAAAUGGUACAGAUGGACAUUCCAGGAUAGUUUCUCAUUUUCAAUUCUCAAGUGAAAGCUAGUGGUUGUUUAUUUUUCAUCGCUCUAUUAAAAAUGUGAUUCAGUUCUGAUUUAUUUAUAUUGUAUUAUGAGCAUUAAAAACUGUUGUUACUGUUCUGUGUGCCUGAUAUAAGGGGCAGGAUGAAAUAUACAUAGGAGAGAGAGGAUGACUUCAUCUACAGCGUAGAAAAGUUUGUUUGAUUUUAAAACAGGUUAUUUCUGUGAAACUGUAGGUGGCAAAGUUCUUAAGAAGCUUUGGUUUAAAAUGUGUUUCCAAAGAAAUUACAAAAACUUGAUAUUCACUGUUUUCUCCAUUUUGCAAAUUAGUGAACUAAUUGAGAUAAAGUAGUUUGCAUACAUAAUCAUAAACUUAAUAUGGGUGAUAAGUACAAUAUGCCAGCAGCCAUAUCACCCUGCAACUCACAACUGGCAACCCACUGAAGCUAAGCAGGUGUGAGCCUGGUCAG